This is a messenger RNA of Psammomys obesus (fat sand rat), 1704 nucleotides long. It is a transcript of the gene Mtrf1l, whose product is annotated as mitochondrial translation release factor 1 like. Bases 108 to 1238 code for a protein of 376 amino acids. Gene Ontology annotation, biological process: translational termination. The record is from RefSeq and is a predicted model, not a curated record. Gene Ontology annotation, molecular function: translation release factor activity. The transcript is spliced from 7 exons. NCBI's taxonomy places the organism in Eukaryota, Metazoa, Chordata, Mammalia, Rodentia, Muridae.
AGCAUUUCCGGGAGCGCUGUUAAGAUCCGGCCUGGGCGACCUGGCUUUAGUCCUCAGUAGGGGUGGCGGCAGCUUUGGCUCUUCAGCUCCGGGGGCGGACGGCCAGGAUGCGGCGCGGGUUUCUGCUCGGUGCCCGGCGCCUGUGGGCCCGCCGCGCCCUCAGCGGCGCGCCGCCGCCCGCCGAGGAGCUCUUCGCCCGCGGCGGGCCCCUGCGGGCCUUCCUGGAGCGCCGCGCGGGCUCGGAGGCCGGCGCGCUGCACGCCGGGGGACCCCAGCUGGCGGCGGCGGCCCGGCUGCUGAGCGAGAAGGAGCGGGAGCUGCGGGACACGGAAUCCCUGCUGCGCGAUGAGAAUGAAGAUUUAAAGAAACUUGCAGAGAGUGAAAUAGUUUUGUGUCAGAGAGAAAUAACUCAGCUGAAGCAUCAGAUCAUCUCACUUUUGGUUCCUUCAGAAGAAACAGAUGACAGUGACUUGAUCCUGGAGGUGACUGCGGGUGUGGGUGGUCAGGAAGCCAUGCUUUUCACUUCUGAGAUGUUUGACAUGUACCAGCAGUAUGCUGCAUUUAAAAGAUGGCAUUUUGAAACGCUGGAAUAUUUCCCAAGUGAACUAGGUGGCCUUAGACAUGCGUCAGCCAGCAUUGGAGGUUCAGAAGCCUACAAACACAUGAAAUUUGAGGGAGGAGUGCACAGAGUACAAAGAGUGCCAAAGACAGAGAAGCAAAGCCGCAUCCACACUAGCACCAUGACGGUGGCAAUUCUGCCCCAACCUGCUGAGAUUAAACUGGUGAUCCAUCCUAAAGAUUUGAGAAUUGAUACUAAGAGAGCAAGUGGAGCUGGCGGUCAGCAUGUAAACACCACAGACAGUGCUGUGAGGAUAGUGCAUCUUCCUACAGGUAUUAUUUCUGAAUGCCAGCAAGAGAGAUCUCAGCUGAAAAACAGAGAGCUGGCUAUGAAAAAGUUACGUGCAAGGUUAUACAGCAUGCAUCUGGAGGAAGAAAUGACUAAAAGAUACAAUGCUAGAAAGAUCCAGGUUGGAACUAAAGGAAGAUCAGAGAAAAUAAGAACAUACAACUUUCCACAGAACAGGGUCACAGAUCACAGAAUAAACAAAUCACUACAUGACCUUGAGAGCUUCAUGAAAGGAGACUGUCUUCUGGAUGACCUGAUACAGUCACUGAAGGACUAUGCAGACUAUGAAUCUCUACUAGAAAUGCUUUCCAGAAAAGACAAAGCUUUAUAAAGUCACUAUUAUUUUUUUUAUUAUUCCUUAUAUAGUCAAGUUGACAACCAGAAUAACCAUCAUAAUGGGUAACAGCUAACCAAGUCUACAGAAUUAACCAUUACGGUGUCCAGGAGUACUCCUAGAGGCUGUGCCAUGGAAAAGGAGAUAUGACUGUGCUAUCAUGCUUCCAGUCUUAUGUAAGACUGUUAGCAUGUAAGAGACAUGCUUAUCAUGCCUCUCACCACCUAGUACUGACAAGGUUCACAUACAAGCAGCAAAGAAAUGUAGAGAUUUUAAUAGUUAGAAUAUGUCUCCUCCAAAACCCAGGUGUUGCCACUGUGAUACUGUUAAGUAUGACGGCUUCACAACUAAGGUUUUAAGGGCCCCUUCUGAGUGGGGCUAAUGUCUGUGAACUGUCAAACACUGCUCACUUUCAAUAAGAUUUUCAUAUAUUUCCUGUCUGAAAUAAAUUGCAAGUAUGACA